AUGUGGGAGGUCACAGGGGAACGUCAGAGGGGACGGGAGAGGGCAGAAGGAACGGCAGAGAGGGUCUGGGAGGUUAGAGGGGGACAACAAUGGGAGUGUGGGAGGUCAGUGGGGGACAGCAGAGGGGGCGUGGGAGGUCAGAGGCAGACAGCACAGGGGGUGUGGGAGGUCAGAGGCAGACAGCAGAGGGGGUGUGGGAGGUCAGAGGGGGACAGCAGAGGGGGUGUGGGAGGUAAGAGGGGGACAGCAGAGGGGGCGUGGGAGGUCAGAGGGGCAGCAGGAGCGUGGGAGGUCAGAGGGGGCAACAGAAGGGGCGUGGGAGGUCAGAGGGGGCAGCAGAAGGGGCGUGGGAGGUCAGAGGAGGCAGCAGAAGGGGCGUGGGAGGUCAGAGAGGGACAGCAGAGGGGGCAUGGGAGGUCAGAGAGGGACAGCAGAGGGGUCGUGGGUGGUCAGAUGGGGACAGCAGAGGGGGAAGAUGUGUGA
Molecule: messenger RNA, 483 nt
Organism: Schistocerca nitens (vagrant locust)
Lineage: Eukaryota; Metazoa; Arthropoda; Insecta; Orthoptera; Acrididae
Exons: 1
Coding region: 1-483 (160 amino acids)
Source: RefSeq, a predicted model, not a curated record